This is a messenger RNA of Metopolophium dirhodum (rose-grain aphid), 4492 nucleotides long. RefSeq lists its product as uncharacterized. Bases 436 to 4338 code for a protein of 1300 amino acids. The transcript is spliced from 25 exons. The record is from RefSeq and is a predicted model, not a curated record. Lineage: Eukaryota; Metazoa; Arthropoda; Insecta; Hemiptera; Aphididae. Gene Ontology annotation, molecular function: protein binding.
UUAUGUGAAACUGAACGGAAUAAACAGUAAACACCUAUUUUAUUUAAAGUCUAUAAUUUGUGACGUACGUAUCAAAUUUUAUUUUUUGCUUACUAAAUAUUGUUAUUGUCAAAUGUAACUAAAUUAUUACCCAUGUGUUAUUAUUUUUAUACAUUAUUAUUCAAUUUCGAAUAAUUAAAUUUAUAGUCGUUAAUAGUAGGUAGAAAGUACCCACCAUUCAAUCACUCCUCGACAUACAAGCAAAACGGCACACCGCAAACUGCACAUUCAAUACUAAUAGUCUGUGUGCACUGUUCAUUGAGAUUCGACAUCAGAUACAUCAGUGUUAGUAGUGUUACAUUGAUUGAGGCCUAUAUUUUAAUACCAUACCUAUUUUCCUGCAGUAUUUUCCAUUAUUACGGUGAUUUGAAUCCAUCUACAAUAGAACAGUGUUAUAUGUCUGUAGAAGAAAUGGAUACCAUUCAGGCAUCAUCUUGUGAAAAUAAUGUAAAGCAAGUUUUGGAAUCAAAUGAAUGUGAACCAACACAUUUUAGAAAUAGCUUUCACUCUGAUAGAAUACUAGAAGGCUUACAGUCUCUACGCAAAAAUGAAGUUUUAUGUGAUAUUAGAUUUAAAACAGAUGACGGUACUAUAGUAUUCGGACAUAAAAAUGUUCUGAUGGUAGCUAGUCCAUAUUUCGAAGCAAUGUUUAAUAAUUUUGAUGGAAUCAAUAAAGAUCUUGUUAGUAUAAGAGAAUUAGAUUCCACCAUACUACAAAUAUUGCUAGAUUAUAUUUAUACUGGUGAAUUGAUAAUGACAAAAGAAAAUGUACAGGUUUUGUUACCAGCUGCAAACAUCUUACAGUUAGAUUUUGUAAAAGCUGCAUGUGCUGAGUUUUUACAAAAACAACUGGAUGCAUCGAAUUGUCUUGGUAUUAGAGCGUUUGCUGACUUACAUAACUGUACAGAAUUGUUAUCAAGUUCUGAAGCAUUAAUAAAAAAAGAGUUUAUGGAAAUGGUUAAAAGUGAUGAGUUCCUAUCUUUAUCUUUUGAAGAUGUGGUUAAAAUUAUCUCUUGUAAUGACCUUGCUGUUCCAUAUGAAGAAAAAGUAUUUGAAAGUGUUAUUAAAUGGGUAAAACAGGAUUUGGACCAAAGAAAAGAUUUUUUGACAGAAUUAAUGGAACACGUACGUUUGCCAAUGAUAGCAUCUAGGCCUGAUAUAUUUAUAAAUAUAGUAAACGAACCUCUCCUAAAGAAUAAUCCUAAAUGUAACGAAUAUGUAAUUGAAGCAUUCCAUUUUAAUCUACAAAAAUCAGUUCAGCAUUUCACCAUUCCACAAACAAUUCGUUGUACACCCAGGCAGUUUGGUGAUUCACGAAAAGUUAUUUUAAUGUUCAACCGGUCUGAUACAUCGCCAAAGUGUUAUACAGAAUGGUAUGACCCAGCAACCAAACUACGUGAGAAAGCACCAGGGAUAAAUGAUUGUCGUCAGUUAGCUGGUCUAGGCGUAAUUAGAGAUCAAUUUGUUUUUGUUGUGGGAGGUGUGAAUAAUUUGUGUUCACAAUCUGUUAGUAUGCUUGAUGUAUCUUUACGAUCUCCAUCUUGGGUUCCAAUGGCCAACAUGGUAGUAAACCGGCAACGAUUAGGAGUUGCUGUAUUGGAUGAUUGUAUAUAUGCAGUUGGUGGUGGAAAUCUCAACAAUCCAUUAAAUUGUGUAGAGGUGUUUGAUGUCAGUAUUCAAAAAUGGAGAUUGGUAGCUAGUAUGUCUACUGUAAGAUGUGAUUUGGGUGUUGGUGUUCUCAAUAAUUUAUUAUACGCGGUUGGGGGUGCUAGUAAUGGUUUAGUUUUGAAAUCUGUGGAAUAUUAUGAUCCCACACUUGAUACAUGGACACCAGUUGCAGAGAUGUCCGUAUGCCGUCAAGGUGUUGGUGUAGGAGUUUUGGACGGUGUUCUGUAUGCUAUUGGUGGCUAUGAUGGAAAGGAUCUUAAAAGUGUUGAGAUUUAUAGACCGAGUGAUGGAUUUUGGUCUUCUGUAGCUGAUAUGGAAAUAAGUCGUUUUCGUCCUGGAGUACUGGCAUUAGACGAUUUAUUAUAUGUUAUGGGCGGAGAAUCUGCAGAUGAAUCUAUGAAUGAUAGUAUAGAAAUUUACAACCCUAAAACCAAUACUUGGACCAUGGAGAGAUAUUCGAGAAGUGGUUGUCACAUUUUUGGUGGAUUAGUUGUUGAUAGACCACCAAAUUUUAUUAACCUAAUUUGUCAAGGCAUUCAAGAUGACUUAGUUCAGAACAUGCCCAACCAGAUACAAAUCUUGCAUGAAGGUAAGACCCGUCACCCGUGUUAUUGUUCUAUGCCAGACUCAUAUUAUGAGAAACCAGAGAAACUGAACGGAAUAAACAGUAAACACCUAUUUUAUUUAAAGUCUAUAUUUUGUGACUCGUUAAUAGUAGGUAGAAAGUACCCACCAUUCAAUCACUCCUCGAUAUACAAGCAAAACGGCACACCGCAAACUGCACAUUCAAUACUAAUAGUCUGUGUGCACUGUUCAUUGAGAUUCGACAUCAGAUACAUCAGGUGUUAUAUGUCUGUAGAAGAAAUGGAUACCAUUCAGGCAUCAUCUUGUGAAAAUAACGUAAAGCAAGUUUUGGAAUCAAAUGAAUGUGAACCAAAACAUUUUAGAAAUAGCUUUCACUCUGAUAGAAUACUAGAAGGCUUACAGUCUCUACGCAAAAAUGAAGUUUUAUGUGAUAUUAGAUUUAAAACAGAUGACGGUAGUAUAGUAUUCGGACAUAAAAAUGUUCUAAUGGUAGCAAGUCCAUAUUUCGAAGCAAUGUUUAAUAAUUUUGAUGGAAUCAAUAAAGAUCUUGUUAGUAUAAGAGAAUUAGAUUCCACCAUACUACAAAUAUUGCUAGAUUAUAUUUAUACUGGUGAAUUGAUAAUGACAAAUGAAAAUGUACAGGUUUUGUUACCAGCUGCAAACAUCUUACAGUUAGAUUUUGUAAAAGCUGCAUGUGCUGAGUUUUUACAAAAACAACUGGAUGCAUCGAAUUGUCUUGGUAUCAGAGCGUUUGCUGACUUACAUACCUGUACAGAAUUGUUAUCAAGUUCUGAAGCAUUAAUAAAAAAAGAGUUUCUGGAAGUGGUUAAAAGUGAUGAGUUUCUAUCUUUAUCUUUUGAAGAUGUGGUUAAGAUUAUCUCUUGUAAUGAUCUUGCUGUUCCAUAUGAAGAAAAAGUAUUUGAAAGUGUUAUUAAAUGGGUAAAACAGGAUUUGGACCAGAGAAAAGAUUUUUUGACAGAAUUAAUGGAACACGUACGUUUGCCAAUGAUAUCAUCUAGGCCUGAUAUAUUAUUAAAUAUAAUAAACGAACCUCUUCUAAAGAAUAAUCCUAAAUGUAAAGAUUUUGUAAUUGAAGCAUACCAUUUUAAUCUAGAAAAAACAGCACAGUAUUUCAGCAUUCCACAAACAAUUCGUUGUACACCCAGGCAGUUUGGUGAUACACGAAAAGUUAUUUUAAUGUUCAACCGGUCUGAUACAUCGCCAAAGUGUUAUACAGAAUGGUAUGACCCAGCAACCAAACUACGUGAGAAAGCACCAGGGAUAAAUGAUUGUCGUCGGGAAGCUGGUCUAGGUGUAAUUAGAGAUCAAUUUGUUUUUGUUGUGGGAGGUGUGCAUUCACAAUCUGUUAGUAUGCUUGAUGUAUCUUUACGAUUUCCAUCUUGGGUUCCAAUGGCCAACAUGGUAGUAAAACGGCAACAAUUAGGAGUUGGUAUAUUGGAUGAUUGUAUAUAUGCAGUUGGUGGUGGAGAUGUCAAAAAUGCAUUAAAUAGUGUAGAGGUGUUUAAUGUCAGUAUUCAAAAAUGGAGAUUGGUAGCUAGUAUGUCUACUGGAAGAUGUGGUUUUGGUGUUGGUGUACUCAAUAAUCGUUUAUACGCGGUUGGGGGUGCUAGUAAUGGUUUAGUUUUGAAAUCUGUGGAAUAUUAUGAUCCCACACUUGAUACAUGGACACCAGUUGCAGAAAUGUCCGUAUGCUGUCAAGGUGUUGGUGUAGGAGUUUUGGACUGUGUUCUGUAUGCUAUUGGUGGCUAUUAUGAAGAAUAUCUUAAAAGUGUUGAGAUUUAUAGACCGAGUGAUGGAGUUUGGUCUUCUGUAGCUGAUAUGGAAAUAUGUCGUUUUCGUCCUGGAGUAGCUGUUUUAGAUGGUUUAUUGUAUGUUUUUGGAGGAGAAACAAAUAAAUCUAUCAUUGAUACUGUAGAAAUUUACAACCCCAAAACCAAUACUUGGACCAUGGAGAGAUUUUCGAGAAGUGGUGUGCAAAUUUAUGGUGGAUUAGUUGUUGAUAGACCACCAAAUUUUAUUAACUAAUCAGCAUAUAUAAUGGUCUUAUUGUUGAUAGUAAUAUGAUUAUAUGAACAUAUUUAUAUAUUAUUUAUGACAACAUUUGAAUUGUUUAUUCUUUUUGUGAAUGUUUGAUACAAAUGUUUUUUUUAUAAUUUAAAUUGAUUAUUUACAAAUAAAU